Messenger RNA from Schistocerca gregaria, 2232 nucleotides. Its product is annotated as glutaminase kidney isoform, mitochondrial-like. Lineage: Eukaryota; Metazoa; Arthropoda; Insecta; Orthoptera; Acrididae. Bases 474 to 1688 code for a protein of 404 amino acids. The record is from RefSeq and is a predicted model, not a curated record. The transcript has 13 exons. Gene Ontology annotation, biological process: L-glutamine catabolic process. Gene Ontology annotation, molecular function: protein binding; glutaminase activity.
AUGGUGAAUACGCGAAGUUCACUGAUGAAGACCAGGGCUCAGAACAUAUUGGUAGCCUAGCAGAUGAGACUGAGCAAGAAAGUGAUGGAGUAUAUCCUCUGAUUGGACCAGGAGUUUCGACGACUGAUGCACAAAAAGCAAAUCUUAUCUUUGAACUGUUGAAAGUUGGAUCCUGCAACUGUGUUUCAAAAGCUGUGUUUCUUGAAUCACUAGAGAAUGUUGGUCUCCUCAAAACAGAUCCAAGACUGAAACAAUUGUCUGAUAAUUUGGAUAAUAUUGAAAAUGACUUCAUUGACAAAGAAACAUUUGCAAGGUUGGUUGCUCCCUGUGCUCCCUUGAUCAAGAAGGCUUAUUACAAAGAACUUAUUCUACCAGAAUUUAGAGCUUUUACAAAUGAUUUGGAAGAACUAUUCAACAAAUGUAAAACAAUAACUGAUGGCCACGUUGCAACAUAUAUUCCAGAACUUGCUUUAAUGAAUCCUGAUUACUGGGGUAUUGGUCUCUGUACUGUUGAUGGACAAAGAUUUUCAUUGGGAGACUGCACCAUACCUUUCUCUCUCCAGUCAUGCAGCAAACCACUCGUUUAUGGGAUUGCCAUGCAGCAAUUGGGAUCAGAAAUUGUUCAUCAAUAUGUUGGUCAUGAGCCAAGUGGAAGGAAUUUCAAUGAAGUCUGCCUUGAUCUUGAUAAUAAACCACACAACCCAAUGAUCAACACUGGUGCAAUAGUAGUAUGUUCACUAUUUCAGACCAUGGUUGGAACUGGUUUGUCUACAGAAAAGCAACUAGGAGUUAUAAUGGAGCAUAUUCGCAAAAUGGCUGGGGGAGAGUAUAUUGGAUACAAUAAUACAGUUUACAUGUCUGAAUUGAAGACAGGAGACCGAAACUAUUCUUUAGGUUAUUACAUGAAAGACCAUGCCUGUUUUCCAGAAAAUACUGAUCUGCAAGAGUGCAUGUCUUUAUAUUUUCGGACAUGUUGUGUAGAAGCAAACUGUGAAAGUCUGUCAGUGAUUGCUGCUACAAUGGCCAAUGGAGGCAUAUGUCCCAUAACAGAUCAGAGAAUACUUGAUUCUCAUGUAGUAAGAGAUGUGCUCUCUAUUAUGCAUACCUGUGGUAUGUACAAUUACUCUGGACGAUUUGCAUUUGAGGUUGGACUACCAGCUAAAUCAAGUGUGAGUGGAGCAAUGAUACUUGUUGUACCAAAUGUCAUGGGUGUUUCUAUGUUUGCUCCACCUAUUGAUCACUAUGGAAACAGUGUAAAAUGCAGAACAUUUUGUGAGGAACUUUUAAGAGAAUACACUUUUCAUCCAUAUGAGCAACUUGGACAUGCGAUAGUCAAUAAAAAACACCCUCUAAAAUCGCAUGCAGGAUUAGAUGAAAUGAGUAUAAUAAAAUUACUCUUUUAUGCUGCAAUGGGAGAUUUGCUAGCACUAAAAAGGUUUUAUUUGAUGGGGUUUGAUAUGACAAAGACAGAUUAUGAUGGACGAACACCUUUACACCUAGCUGCAGCUGAGGGCCACCUGGAAUGUGUUAAGUUUCUUUUGGAAGUAUGUAAAGUGCCUCAUAAUCCAAGUGACAGGUGGGGCCAUGUCCCUAAGGGAGAAGCCAGUGCAUUUCGCCGUACAGAGGUCUUCAAUUUUAUCAGAGACUGGGAAAUAGAAAAUAAUCUUUCGAAAAGUGCUGAUCAAUGAAAAGGGAGUUGAUCCAUAUUCUUUUCAUUAUUGACUCUCUGGAAAGUGUACAAACCAUAUGAUGCUUGUACAGUAAAGUAUAGAAAUAUUUCUCCCUCAUGUAAAGAGGUCAUUAUUUGUAAUGAAGUACAUAACACAAAAUGAGAUUUAGGAAGUGUGAUGUAUAUAUUUGAUUCCUAUUUUGUAUCCUAUACAUAUAGUAAUUUCUAUAUUUACCAUUCACUAUGUCCUAACAAAAAAAGACUAUGCAUCUAAUUUUUGGAAUGUUAAAAACGUAUUUGAUUGAUUGUGAUUGACUUUCUAUCUAUUAAUAACUUUGCUUUAAGAGUUAUCUGAGUUAUGUAUCAAUUGAAGUCUUUUGGCAGUCUCUCUCAUCUCAUGGCUCUCUCAUUAUUGCUGUUGCUUUGAUGAAAAUUAAUUGCCAUAUAAAAUAAACAUAAAAUUUUGGUGUAUGAUUUUCUUUCCCUUUCUCUUCCAAUCUGCAAAAAAUGUCAUCCCUUGGAAAGCUCUUAAUUGAAAUAAUAAAAAUCAAUAUAUAAUAUAU